UUUUAUCUGUUUUAAACGGCAAGCAAACGGAAUCGGAGUGCGACACGCUUUCAUUAAUUCGACUUUUAAUGGUUUUUGCAUUUAAUUUAAUCGUUAUUUUGUGUUAGAAUUAUCGUACUUCGUGAAAGAAACCGCAAAAAUGACUGAGGUAUCAGAAGUAUCCACAUCAUCCCCUUUGGAACUGUUGGCUGCGGGCCGCAGACAUCUGGCUGUGAGAGACUUCAGUGCGGCAGCCAGCACCCUUGCCGAGGCCUGUGAAGGACUCGCUAAGGAACACGGAGACACUGCCGAUCAGUGCGCUGAGGCAUAUUUAUGGUAUGGUAAAGCUCUUCUUGGGUUAUCAAGAGAAGAGAGUGGAGUCCUUGGCGAUGGCAUGCCAGGGUCUGGUAAUGCUGAUGGGGAGGAAGAAGAUGAGGAAGAACAAGAAGAGAACGGUGAAAAUGGAGAAGCAGAGGCAGAAGUAGAUGAGCAUGCCGAACCAGAGAAGGAGAAGGCAAAUGGAGAAGUUGAGAAGAGUGAAGCAGAGUCCACCACUAAGGAAGAGGAGCCAGGCAGCAGCACUGCACAGGAUGAUAAUGAGGAACCUGGAACAACUAACGGCGACGCACACGACGAGUCUGCAAUGAAUGUCGAUGCUGAAGAUGAUGUUGAUAACUUGCAACUUGCUUGGGAAAUGCUUGACUUAGCCCGCAGCAUCCUGUACCGCCGCGUGCAGGAGGGCGGCGGCGACGCGUCCCGCGCGCAGCUGGCGGACGUGUACCUCGCGCUCGGCGAGGUGGCGCUCGAGAGCGAGACAUACGACAAGGCUGUUACUGACAUGCAGAGCUGUCUUGAUCUCCAGAAGGAACUUUACCGCAGUGACGACAGGCGUAUUGCAGAGACUCAUUAUCAAAUUGGUUUGGCAAACUCCCUGGCAUCAAACUUCGAAGACGCGAUCACGCACUUCAAAAAUGCAGCGAACAUUCUAGAAACUAGAAUCAAGACACUAGAAAACCCUGCAGCCGUCACCGACGAUGCCACAGUCAAGAAGUUCACUACAGCAGACCCAUUCUACUCUGUGGAAGGAGAAAUUAAGGAGCUAAAGGAACUUCUGCCUGAAAUACAGGAGAAAAUUCAGGAUAUGAUGGACUAUAAGGCUGAGACAAUAAAACGCGUCCGCGAAACGCUCUGUUCCACGAACGGAGAAGGUUCGUCGACGUCAAAUGGCGCGGGCCCUAGCUCUAGUUCCAGUUCAUCAUCAGCUCCGAAACCCGCUGCCUCCGACAUUUCUCAUCUUAUCAAAAGGAAGAGGAAGGCCAGUGAGGGCGAAGCAGAUUCCUCAGCAUCCAAGAGAGUGAACACGUGAAUGCGACGAACUAACACACUUUUACUAAUCUGUAAGGGCCCCCUCGCGAUUGUAAAUUAUUUAAAAAAUCGGUUCGAAUGUGAUGAAGCUUUCUUUGAGCCUGUAAGAUGAUAUUGAAAAUUGAUUUUGUUUUUUCAUAAAUCUGGUCAAUAAAUAAUUCGUAAUUAUGAUGUAUUAUGUAAUGCAACCCGUUAAACUGUAGGUCCCGGCUGUCAUUGAACAUCCUUGGCAGUCGUUACGGGUAGUCAGAAGCCAGUAAGUCUGACGCCAGUCUAACCAAGGGGUAUCGGGUUGCCCGGGUAACUGGGUUGAGGAGGUCAGAUAGGCAGUCGCUUCUUGUAAAGCACUGGUACUCAGCUGAAUUGUUAGACUGGAAGCCGACCCCAACAUGAUUGGGAAAAAGUCUCGGAGGAUGAUGUAAUGCAACCCGUCCCUUUGUAACAAACAUUCGUAGGUAUACUGAAUUUUCUGAUGUAUUCGUCGUAUAAGGCCAGUCAUUGUCACAAAUGGCUUACAGAAAUUAUCAUAAGUACUUCUAUUCGUUAUUAAAUUAUUAUAACAAUCCAUUUUUCAACAAAAAUUGUCUUUCAAGCUCAAAGAUGAUUAAAAUUAAGAGUAAAUUAUUUGAAUUAACCCUAGGUACGCGUUGGGGCCUGAGCAUAUAAUAUUGUGUACAAAGUGGUCAAAAUGUUAAUGAGAAUCUAAUGUCUAAGUGUACUGAUUAUUGUUAUGUAUACAUUUUGUGGAGUCCUUGUGUUUGUCAGGAAAUUAUUAUUACUAUUUGAAGAGGCAUAUUCUUGUCCCAGAAAAAGUAAGAUUAAAAUCCCAGUGAGAUUUAUCAGAAUGGUUUUGAAGCUUCUUUAAGAAGACCUAAAAAGGUCUUUCAAAAUCCUUGAGGUCGUCAUCAGUGUCUUUCAUUACAAAUAAAAAAAUCUUUUGAAAAUGCUGAGAUCUUGGCAGUUCUUUUAAAAACGUAGGUAUGCAAAAGAUUGGGAUCUAUAAAAAAUAUUGUAGGUAGCCUAUAUUGGCGUUGUGUUAUUUCCUAUUGAACAGGUCAUUCGAUUUCAUAUUUUAUGUUUCUACACGCGAAGCAUUGCUUCUAGAAUGGGGACUACGUAAAUCGCUUGUUAAAAAAGAUUUCACACGCAUGUUUAGUAGGUAGCUAAUCACUUAGUUGGCAUCGAAAAGUUGAAAAUCUCUUUAUGCGUUUGAACGAAGACUUUUUGUAAAAGCUAGUCGACGAACACAAACAUCUCAGCUGCAAUAGCUUCGGUAGCUCUCAUGAAAAAUUUACUUUUGGAAGAUAAGUUUGUCCAAAGGGUAUUUUGUACAGGGCCGUCUUUAAACUAUUUGAGGCCCUGGCCACAUUAGGAUCUUGGGGCCCCUAUGACCUUGAGAAAACACUAUUUAGUUAUAAUAUAUAAAGAAAAUAGACAAACAAGGUUCUAAAUUUAUUUUUAUUUAGUUACUAACUAUAAGAAAUAGGAUAUAUAAAAAAUAAUCUACAAAAGUAACUCGCUUAGCAUAAAAUCCUUAGAUUAACUGUACGUUGAUUGCAAAGGUACCCUUCUAGAUUUAAGAUGAGCAAAAUCGUUAAUCACUUCUUCAAAAUCUAUGGUAGGUAUUGAGAGAAUAUCACAUUCUAUGGACAUCAGCGACAAACUAGUUAAUCUCUCUUGAAGCAUUGUACUUCUUAAUUCAUUUAUUAUUCGUUUCAAUUUGGAGAAGGAGCGUUCUCCGCCAGUGGCGGCGUAGCAUCGGGUAGCACCCGGGGAGGGCUACUUAUUGAGCAAAUCCCUUCCAAAAAAACACGACAAAAUGUUCACGUAGUAAAAUCAUUCAGAAUUAACACAAAAGUACCCAAACAAGUUUGAAAAAAGCACUGUAAAACGAAGAUAUAAUUUUUUUAAAUUUUGAUUUUUGGGACGCGAUAAAGAUGUAAAAAAUCCAGAAAAACUACCGCUAAAGUGUAAAGCGCGAGCGCAGCGAGCGCGAAAUUUUCGAGAUUUUUAACACAAAAGUACCCAAACAAGUUUGAAAAAACCACUGUAAAGUGAAGAAGGCGCGAGCGUAGCGAGCGCGUAAUUUUUGACAUUUGGGACGCAAAAAGAUGUCUAAAGAAAUUAGAGAAAACCACCGUAAAGUGUAGGGCGCGAGCACAGCGAGCGCGAAAUUUUUGAGUUUUGGAACACAAAAGUACUCAAACAAGUUUAAAACAUUGGUUUUAUACUUUCUGUACACAGUUAGGUGCUUCAUUUUAACUCUGAACAUUUUUUAAGUAUUCUUUUAAAUGUUCAUUAUCAUUCUUUUAAUUGGUCAUUAUCAUCAGAUUUUUUAAUACCUAAAUAUCGGUUAUCAUUUGGUAAUCUGGCAGGAACUAGGGGGCCCCAUUCGAUCGCGGGGCCCUGGGCACUUGCCCAUUUUGCCCAGUGGAGAAGAGGGGCCUGAUUUUGUAAUUUUGAUUGUCCCAAUGCUCUUUGCUGACCUUCAAAAUAGGUACUGAAAAAAUAUUAUCUUUUACAGCACAAGACGUUUUCUAGAAUAAUAAUUAUGUUGAUUGGAUUCGAUAAGCUUGACGUCAAUAAAAGGAUAAAUAUUUAAUGGUUUAAGAUAGAAAGUGCUUAUCAAACUUCUUAAAAUAAAAUGAAUUCCGGAACUUCGAUAGUAGUAGGUAGGUACUGUAAGGUAAGUAAGAUAGCUUGUCGUAAAUAAAUAAUAUUAAGCAACAUGUUGUAAUAUCGUCAUUUCAGACCUUGUUUUACAAUUAAAUAUUAAUUUUUGAUAGA
Molecule: messenger RNA, 4131 nt
Organism: Helicoverpa armigera (cotton bollworm)
Lineage: Eukaryota; Metazoa; Arthropoda; Insecta; Lepidoptera; Noctuidae
Gene: Nasp
Product: histone-binding protein N1/N2
Exons: 9
Coding region: 140-1345 (401 amino acids)
Biological process (GO): DNA replication-dependent chromatin assembly; CENP-A containing chromatin assembly
Cellular component (GO): nucleoplasm
Molecular function (GO): histone binding
Source: RefSeq, a predicted model, not a curated record